Messenger RNA from Symbiodinium natans, 1788 nucleotides. The record is from the annotation of a GenBank genome assembly. Lineage: Eukaryota; Dinophyceae; Suessiales; Symbiodiniaceae.
AUGGCAGAGUUCCCCGGACAGUUCGGAUUUUCAGUCUCACACACGACACGAGAGCCUCGUGCAGGGGAGGAGGCUGGAAUAGACUAUCACUUCGUGGCACGUGAUCAGAUGCAGCGAGACAUAGAAGCCGGCCUCUUUGUGGAGCACGCAGAGGUGCAUGGCAACCUGUAUGGAACCUCCAUCGAAGCAGUGCAGGCCGUCACUCGCCAGGGAAAGGUAUGCUUACUUGACAUCGACGUGCAAGGCGCCGAAUCUGUGCGCCAGUCUGCGCUGGCAGGUACGUGCUCCUUCGUGUUCUUUGCACCGCCGACGGCAGCAGUUCUGGAGCAACGGCUGCGCGGGAGAGGGACUGAAACCGAAGAGAAGAUCCAGAAGAGGCUGUCCAAUUCCUUGAAGGAGCUGGCAAUCUACGAAGCAAAUCCCGGAGCGUGGGAUCUAACUCUCCAAUGGUACAACGAGCAAGUAGAGGAUGCAUACCAGGAGUUUCGAAGUUUUUUGGCGGGCCAACUUCCGAAAGUUGCAUCACCUGAGCAGAUCGCCACUGUUCGCAACUCUCCUGCCUUCCAGGGUGGAGCAUGUGUCAUCACAGGUCCGAGUGGAGUUGGCAAGUCCACGCUGAUCAAGAAGCUGAUGGCAGAGUUCCCCGGACAGUUCGGAUUCUCAGUCUCACACACGACACGAGAGCCUCGUGCAGGGGAGGAGGCUGGAAUAGACUAUCACUUCGUGGCACGUGAUCAGAUGCAGCGAGACAUAGAAGCCGGCCUCUUUGUGGAGCACGCAGAGGUGCACGGCAACCUGUAUGGAACCUCCAUCGAAGCAGUGCAGGCCGUCACUCGCCAGGGAAAGGUAUGCUUACUUGACAUCGACGUGCAAGGCGCCGAAUCUGUGCGCCAGUCUGCGCUGGCAGGUACGUGCUCCUUCGUGUUCUUUGCACCGCCGACGGCAGCAGUUCUGGAGCAACGGCUGCGCGGGAGAGGGACUGAAACCGAAGAGAAGAUCCAGAAGAGGCUGUCCAAUUCCUUGAAGGAGCUGGCAAUCUACGAAGCAAAUCCCGGAGCGUGGGAUCUAACUCUCCAAUGGUACAACGAGCAAGUAGAGGAUGCAUACCAGGAGUUUCGAAGUUUUUUGGCGGGCCAACUUCCGAAAGUUGCAUCACCUGAGCAGAUCGCCACUGUCAUCACAGGUCCGAGUGGAGUUGGCAAGUCCACGCUGAUCAAGAAGCUGAUGGCAGAGUUCCCCGGACAGUUCGGAUUUUCAGUCUCACACACGACACGAGAGCCUCGUGCAGGGGAGGAGGCUGGAAUAGACUAUCACUUCGUGGCACGUGAUCAGAUGCAGCGAGACAUAGAAGCCGGCCUCUUUGUGGAGCACGCAGAGGUGCAUGGCAACCUGUAUGGAACCUCCAUCGAAGCAGUGCAGGCCGUCACUCGCCAGGGAAAGGUAUGCUUACUUGACAUCGACGUGCAAGGCGCCGAAUCUGUGCGCCAGUCUGCGCUGGCAGGUACGUGCUCCUUCGUGUUCUUUGCACCGCCGACGGCAGCAGUUCUGGAGCAACGGCUGCGCGGGAGAGGGACUGAAACCGAAGAGAAGAUCCAGAAGAGGCUGUCCAAUUCCUUGAAGGAGCUGGCAAUCUACGAAGCAAAUCCCGGAGCGUGGGAUCUAACUCUCCAAUGGUACAACGAGCAAGUAGAGGAUGCAUACCAGGAGUUUCGAAGUUUUGUGGCGGGCCAACUUGUGAAGAGCUCCGAGCUUUCAGCAUCCAGCAGCUUCCGGACAAACGACGUGUGA